AUGCACAAUCCGUCAGAAAAACUGUACUUGAUCGGGACUUCUCUACCAUCACAGACUUCUCUACCAUCAAGUCUUACGUGCAAUGAGCUGAAAAUUGGAGUUCGCAGUCCCCUCGAUUUGUUGCCAAUCAUCGGAAACCUUUCUUCGGAAAAUUUCGAAAGACUUACAAUCACAUCGGAAGGAUAUGGAGUUUUCGAAAUGGAAGAUGUAGUGGACCUACCACAAUGA
This is a messenger RNA of Caenorhabditis briggsae, 228 nucleotides long. The transcript is spliced from 2 exons. The record is from RefSeq and is a predicted model, not a curated record. Lineage: Eukaryota; Metazoa; Nematoda; Chromadorea; Rhabditida; Rhabditidae. The coding region runs from base 1 to 228 and encodes 75 amino acids.